Molecule: messenger RNA, 5016 nt
Organism: Oncorhynchus tshawytscha (Chinook salmon)
Lineage: Eukaryota; Metazoa; Chordata; Actinopteri; Salmoniformes; Salmonidae
Product: mitogen-activated protein kinase kinase kinase kinase 4
Exons: 32
Coding region: 141-3893 (1250 amino acids)
Biological process (GO): protein phosphorylation
Molecular function (GO): ATP binding; protein kinase activity
Source: RefSeq, a predicted model, not a curated record
AAGUUUCCUGUGUUGGUCGCUAGUGAGACUCGCUGCAGAAGCAGAUAAACAAUAUGAACUGACACGGUGAAACCGUUAACUUUAGGAAAAUCAAGUACAUGUCCUCUUUCUAGUUGCAGUAGUCCGACAACGCCAUAGCUAUGGCGCGAGACUGCACUACACGAAGUUUGGACAAUAUUGACCUCUCUGCUUUGAGGGAUCCUGCUGGGAUAUUUGAGCUGGUAGAAGUGGUUGGAAAUGGAACAUAUGGGCAAGUCUACAAGGGUCGACAUGUGAAGACAGGACAGCUGGCUGCUAUCAAGGUCAUGGACGUGACAGAGGAAGAAGAAGAGGAAAUCAAAUUAGAGAUUAAUAUGUUGAAGACAUAUUCCCAUCAUAGGAAUAUAGCUACAUACUAUGGUGCCUUUGUGAAGAAGAGUCGUGCAGGUCAGGAUGACCAGCUCUGGCUGGUGAUGGAGUACUGUGGGGCGGGCUCAGUCACUGACCUAGUGAAGAAGACUAAAGGGAACAGCCUAAAGGAGGACUGGAUCGCCUACAUCUGCAGGGAGGUCCUCCGAGGUCUGUCUCACCUCCACUCACACCACGUCAUUCACCGUGACAUCAAAGGCCAGAACGUGCUGCUAACUGAGAAUGCGGAGGUCAAGCUGGUUGAUUUUGGGGUGAGUGCUCAGCUGGACAGGACGAUAGGGAGGAGGAACACCUUUAUUGGGACUCCGUACUGGAUGGCCCCUGAGGUCAUUGCCUGUGACGAGAACCCAGACUCAACCUACGACUACAGGAGUGACCUGUGGUCUCUGGGAAUCACAGCUCUGGAGAUGGCUGAAGGAGCACCACCCUUGUGUGACAUGCAUCCCAUGAGAGCCCUGUUCCUCAUUCCACGCAACCUGCCCCCCAAGCUCAAAUCAAAGAAAUGGUCCAAGAAGUUAAUGACCUUUGUGGAGAGCUGUCUGGUGAAGAACUACCUCCAUCGUCCCGCUACAGAAACCCUCCUAAGGCACUCGUUCAUCAAAGACCUGCCCAACGAACGGCAGGUCCGCAUCAUGCUCAAAGACCACCUGGACAGAACCAGGAAAAAGAGAGAUAAAGAGAGCCCAGAGUAUGAAUACAGCGGCAGUGAAGAUGAGGAGGAGGAGAUUAACGAAGAGGAAGGUGAACCCAGCUCCAUAGUGAACCUGCCGGGGGAGUCCACUCUGAGAAGAGAGUUCCUGCGUCUGCAGCAGGAGAACAAGAACUGGUCAGAAGCCCAGCGACAGCAGCAGGUCCUGCAGCAGCAGCUCCGGGACCAGGAGAGUUACAAACAGCAGCUGCUGGCCGAGAGGCAGAAGAGGAUCCACCAGCAGAAGGAGCAGCGCAGGAGGCUGGAGGACCAACAGAGGAAGCAGCUGCAGGAUUCUGGGUUCCAAUGGCCAGAACUACAGGAGAUGCUAUGGAGGGAGGAGACUGAAGCUAAUGACAGAGGUCUAUUGGAUGAAAGGAACAAGAGAAGUGACAAGAGACUGGUGGAGGAUCGUGGCAGACAGCGGGUUGAUGUCGGAGGAAGGCCUGCAGGUCCUGUAGCUGAACAGAGGAGGACCGAGCCUCCACCUCCACAGCCUCAUCCUCAGCAGCAGCCCCAGCAGCAGCAGGGUAAAAAGUUCCACCGCACGCUGCCCAAAGACCAGACGCAGCUCCUUUCACUUCAGCACGACCACAGGCACAAAAAGAGGGAGCCCCACAAGGCUGCUAGCGCCACGCAUAACUGCCCCGCAAAUAGCCAGCGCAAAGUGAUGGAGAUGGACAGGGUGAAGGUUUCUGACAGCUGUCAGGCCAACCUGAACAGAGUGCUGACUGGGAUGCCCCUCCCCCUGCGUGUCCAUACCAGACUGAGCUCUGGGAGCAGCUCCAGCCCCUGUACCCCUGCCACGCAGAGGGCUGCCAUACAACAGAAUGCCAAUCUUGGCUCCAGUCGAGACACCCUUCACAGCAGCUCUAUGUCUGACAUGGCCACCACUCCCAUGUCUCCUACGUUUGAUGAUGUCUUCUGGGACUUCCCAAGCUCUGUGGAGCACCCACCAAAGGUUCCGGAGCGUACAACAUCCAAAUCAUAUUGCAAAGAGCUGUUGAAUCAUCACCGGACAGGGUUGAGUGGGGCCCCUCAGUCUCCUGCGGAGAAGGGUGGGAAGUCCAUGUCCUCUCAUGGCAGCUCCAGUAGCAGCUCCCAGUCAGGUUACUUCAAGCUGGAGAGCCCUCUGCUGCAGAGCCGUCUUCAGCAGUACAAGAAGUCUAAGGAGAAUUCUCCUGGAGCCCUUCUUCAGCAACAUGGUUUCGGCCACUUCUCUGGGCUUACGUCUAAUCUCAGUCCGUUUGUCAAGGCAACAGAGUACUCCUCUUCUAGCGAUGAAGUUGGGAGUAGUGAUGAUGAUGAGAAAACCCGGUCUCCAUUGAAUGGGAAAGGAAUGUUCUUCCGUGGAGCCCCUGAUGGGAUUGUCCUGCAGCCCCACCAUAAUCUUAACCAGACCCUGCAGAGCAGCGUGGCAUCAGGCCUUAAGAGUGGCCAGCCACUACACAGGCUCAUUGCUAUAGGAUCAGAAUGCAAUGAGAAUUACCUUCUCCCUGAUCUCCUGCAGAAGAGCCCGGCCCAUGAGCCCAUGGCGCAGCACGGCCCACAUGACAUCAUCUACCCCCAGUCUCCGAGCAGACGAGGACCACAUUCUGACAAACCUGUAAACUGUCCUCCAGGGAAAAGCAACUCGUCCUCCUCCUUCACUCCCUUCAUAGACCCCAGGCUGCUGCAGAUCUCUCCCCCUCAGAGCCCAGUGGGCCACAGUCCCACCUGUGGCAGGCCACCUGCUAUUCAGGACCCAAUCAGGAGAGAGGGCCACAGAAAGGGCUCCGUGGUCAAUGUGAACCCCACCAACAUCAGACCCCAGAGUGAUACCCCCGAGAUCCGCAAAUACAAGAAGAAGUUCAACACCGAGAUCCUCUGUGCUGGCCUGUGGGGUGUGAACCUGCUGGUGGGGACAGAGAAUGGUCUGUGGCUGCUGGACAGGAGCGGUCAGGGGAAGGUCUACUCUCUGAUCAGCAGGAGACGCUUCCAACAGAUGGACGUUCUGGAGGGCCUCAACGUGCUCAUCACCAUCUCAGGUAAAAAGAACAAGCUGAGGUUGUACUACCUGUCUUGGCUGCGGAACAAGAUCCUUCGGAAUGACCCAGAGGUGGAGAAGAGGCAGGGCUGGACCUCUGUAGGGGACCUGGAAGGAUGUGUGCACUACAAAGUCGUUCGAUACGAGAAGAUUAAGUUCCUGGUGAUUGCCUUGAAGAAUGCUGUGGAGGUGUACGCAUGGGCUCCCAAACCUUACCAUAAGUUCAUGGCUUUCAAGUCGUUCGGCUCGCUCCCCCAGAGGCCUCUGUCCGUGGACCUGACGGUGGAGGAUGGACAGAGACUUAAGGUCAUCUACGGCUCCCUGUCGGGCUUCCACGCCAUCGACGUUGACUCGGGGACGCCCUAUGACCUAUACCUGCCCACGCAUAUCCAAGGUGUGAUCCGGCCUCAUGCCAUCAUCAUCCUACCCAACAGCAGUGGCAUGGAGGUGCUGGUGUGUUAUGAGGACGAGGGGGUUUACAUAGACACCUACGGACGCAUCACCAAGGAGACAGUGCUGCAGUGGGGAGAGAUGCCUGCAUCUGUCGCCUACCUGCAGUCCAACCAGGUGAUGGGCUGGGGAGACAAAGCCAUCGAGCUGAGGUCAGCUAACACAGGCAACCUGGAGGGAGUCUUCAUGCACAAGAAGGCCCAGAAACUCAAGUUUCUUUGUGAGAGGAAUGACAAGGUGUUCUUUGCCACGGUGCAGUCUGGGGGCUGCAGCCAGAUCUACUUCAUGACACUGGGCCAAAACUCCCUGUUCAACUGGUGAGCUCUGUGGCUUAAAGACAACAUACAGCGAUCAUCUCAGAAACAACAUGAAUUAUACUCAGAAACAUUCUUAAACACUGAAUUUACACUUUAGUAAUACAGCUACAUAAUCCCAUGCAUAUGAGAAUACAGUAUUUUCAAUCAGCAUAAAUUAAGUAUUUUUGUGUCUAAGGCCACCACAUUGGUUUCAAGUCUCUAGCUAUAGUACUUAAAAUGGAACUGACAGCAUUUAAGCAACACUAAAUCUUAUUAAAAUAUGUUCAUAUACACCCCCAGGAAGAAUAUUACAUUUAAAAAAAAUUCUGACAAGCGAGCACUUAGAUAUGGUCAUUUAGAUAUUGAAUGUUUGGGAAUAUAUAGAAUGUUUGGGAAUUAAGUAUACUAAGGCAUUUGUAAAAAAUCUAUAGCAAUAUAGAGUGGGAAAGCAGCCGGGCAUUUUGACAAUUAAUAGACACUGCAGUAAAUAAAACCUAAUAAAAACAUCUGUCACGUCCAAGACCGGAGUCUACGCAGACUGGUUCACCAUAGCCAAUCUUUCAACUGGACUGUGUGUUUAAAGGCAGUAGCAACAGCUCGACUUUAGAUCAUUAGAACACAUGGACCACAGGAGUCCUCUUACAUUUCAGAACUCAACAGUGCUAUUGAUCAAACAACCAUGAAAAGGUAGGCUCUCUCUCCCCCAGUUAUGCACAUCAACAACUAAUGCUAGCCAGAGCAAGAUGAGCUAAAACUUUAAUGAAGCAACAUUAGACAAACCCUCUCAACAUUUUUCAGCUAAUUACUCGGCAGAAUUGCACUGAUACAUUAUGGGGAAUUCUACAGCUUGCCUGCCAAUGCAAUUCAUUAUUGUCUUGUCAAUGCAAUUCAAUAUUGUCCUAACCGAGCCCCCAAGCUAACUGGUUAAAGUUGGCUGGUUUGCUAGCUAGCUACUUCUAGAAAUAAUUGAGAGAAUCUCACCCUAACCAUUUUACUCGCCCUUUCCAAAACGGGUUAGGCUGUUUACGAACGCAAGAGAUGUGCUAACUGGAUAACAGUCGUUCAGGUUCUUGCUAGCUAACCAAAUGACACCUCCAUCUCUAGCUAUGUAUAGCCACCAUAAACCGAAAUGAGGGGAAAAGGUCAUU